GUCAUGCCAUGGUAGAGGAAAUGAAUGCUUUGGAUCUUAAUGGUACUUGGGAUUUGGUAGACUUGCCUACAGGGAAGAAGUCUAUUGGAUGUAAGUGGGUCUUUGCUGUUAAGGUUAACCCAGAUGGAUCUGUUGCUCGAUUGAAAGCUCGAUUAGUUGCGAAGGGUUAUGCUCAAACCUAUGGUGUUGACUAUUCUGACACUUUUUCUCCUGUUGCUAAAUUAACAUCUGUCAGGUUACUUAUUUCACUCGCCGCAACUCAUGAUUGGCAGUUACAUCAGUUGGACAUUAAAAAUGCAUUCUUGCAUGGUGACCUUCAAGAGGAAGUUUAUAUUGAGCAACCUCCGGGAUUUGUUGCUCAGGGGGAGUAUGGGAAAGUUUGUCGACUUCGCAAAUCUCUUUAUGGUUUGAAACAGAGUCCUCGUGCAUGGUUUGGGAAAUUCAGUCAAUCUAUUGAACGGUUUGGAAUGAUAAAAGGUCAAUCAGAUCACUCUGUCUUUUACAGAAGAACGAAAGCAGGUAUUUUGGCCCUUAAGAAUUUUCUUCAUAGCCAAUUCCAAACAAAAGACCUAGGCUCGUUGAAAUACUUUCUGGGUAUUGAGGUAACACGGAGUAAGAAAGGUAUAUUUCUAUCUCAGCGUAAAUAUGUACUUGAUUUACUAGCUGAAACAGGAAAAAUGGGAGCAAAGCCAAGCACGACUCCCAUGGUUCCCAAUGUGCAACUCACUCAAGAAGGCAUACCAUUCGAAGAACCAGAAAGGUACAGAAGAUUGGUUGGAAAGCUUAAUUAUCUUGCAGUCACCCGUCCAGACAUUGCUUACUCUGUGAGCGUUGUGAGUCAAUAUAUGUCAUCUCCGAUCAUUGAUCAUUGGGCUGCUGUAGAACAUAUAUUAUGUUACUUGAAAGGAGCACCAGGACGCGGGAUUGUCUAUCAAAAUCAUGAUCACUUGAGAAUAGAAUGUUUUGCAGAUGUUGACUGGGCCGGAUCUAAAGAUGAUCGAAGAUCUACCUCGGGCUAUUGUGUCUUUAUUGGAGGGAACCUAGUAUCAUGGAAGAGUAAGAAACAGAGUGUGGUUUCUCGUUCGAGUGCUGAAUCAAAAUAUCGAGCUAUGGCGCAAUCUGCAUGUGAGAUCAUGUGGAUAGGCCAUUUAUUGAGUGAAAUCGGAUUGAAGACACCAAUGCCUGCUAAAUUGUGGUGUGAUAAUCAAGCUGCCAUACACAUUGCCAACAACCCAGUAUUUCAUGAGAGAACAAAGCAUAUUGAGGUUGAUUGUCAUUUUAUUCGAGAGAAGAUACAGAAAGGAUUGAUCUCUACGGGAUAUGUGUAGACUGGAGAACAACUUGGAGAUUUGUUCACUAAAGCACUAAAUGGGAUCCGAGUUGGUUACUUAUGUAACAAGUUGGGCAUGAUAAAUAUCUAUGCUCCAACUUGAGGGGGAGUGUGAAAG
Molecule: messenger RNA, 1448 nt
Organism: Cuscuta epithymum
Lineage: Eukaryota; Viridiplantae; Streptophyta; Magnoliopsida; Solanales; Convolvulaceae
Source: the annotation of a GenBank genome assembly